Brienomyrus brachyistius is the source of this 2267-nucleotide messenger RNA. It is a transcript of the gene slc25a24, whose product is annotated as solute carrier family 25 member 24. The transcript is spliced from 10 exons. Gene Ontology annotation, biological process: transmembrane transport. Bases 346 to 1770 code for a protein of 474 amino acids. Gene Ontology annotation, molecular function: ATP transmembrane transporter activity; calcium ion binding. NCBI's taxonomy places the organism in Eukaryota, Metazoa, Chordata, Actinopteri, Osteoglossiformes, Mormyridae. The record is from RefSeq and is a predicted model, not a curated record. Gene Ontology annotation, cellular component: mitochondrial inner membrane.
UAUCCUUUCUUGUUCGUCGUGUAGAAAAGGCGUGCCGUCGACAAAGGAAAGCUGGAGCAUUUUUCGCUUCAAGUAACUUUUUUCAUGCCCCACCCACUGGGUCCAGCCAUCGCCUGGAGAGGGACGGAGGUUUUUUUCCGUGGCUCGAAGGGAGGUUACUUAGGUUUUGGAUAGACACGGGAAGCGGCGAUUGCUCCGCUUUUUACGGGAAACCGAAGUGCCGCCUUAGAGGAGCCGUCCGACACCGGGACCGACAGCGACACCGGGACCGACACCGCCCCAGCCACCUCGGCCCCCAUCGCGGUCUGCUUCUGCCAGAUCGGCCCCGUUAUCUGUAGGGCGAAAAUGUACGAGAUAUGCAGAAAUAUGGUGUUUCGCAGGGCUCGCUGCUCAGAUGCAGAUCUGGGGAAAAGCUACCAGGAGCUGUUCGAUAAGCUGGACGCCAACGGGGACGGCAGGGUGGACGUGUGGGAGCUGAGAGCGGGGCUGGCCGCCAUGGGGGCGGCCUUCGGUUCCGCAGAGAAGAUAAUUUCUGCUGGUGACACAGACAAGAAUGAAGGACUUGACUUUGAGGAGUUUUCCAGGUAUCUCAAGGAGCAUGAGAAGAAACUCCUUUUGACGUUCAAGAACCUGGACAAAAACCAAGAUGGGACCAUCGACUAUACGGAAAUCAAGCAGGCCCUGGCGGAUCUGGGUGUGACCAUAAGUAAAGAAGAUGCUGAGAAGAUCCUGAGAAGCAUCGAUGUGGACGGGACCAUGACAGUGGACUGGAACGAGUGGAGGGAGCACUUUCUCUUCAAUCCUGCCGAUAACCUUCAGGAUAUUGUCAGAUACUGGAAGCAUUCUACGGUGCUGGACAUCGGGGAUAGUCUCACCAUUCCUGAUGAGUUCACGGAGGAGGAGAAGAAGACUGGCCUCUGGUGGAAGCAGCUGGCAGCUGGGGGCGUGGCAGGGGCGGUGUCCCGCACUGGCACUGCGCCUCUUGACAGAAUGAAAGUGUUCAUGCAGGUGCAUGCCUCCAAGUCCAACAAAAUCAGCCUCAUGGGGGGCUUCAAGCAGAUGAUAAAGGAAGGGGGGGUGUCAUCCCUCUGGAGGGGGAAUGGGGUCAAUGUCAUCAAGAUUGCACCCGAAACUGCCAUUAAAUUUAUGGCCUAUGAGCAGUACAAGAAGCUGCUGUCAGCAGAAAGUGGGAAGGUGCAAAUCCAUGAAAGGUUCAUUGCUGGGUCCCUGGCAGGGGCUACAGCCCAGACGGCCAUCUACCCUAUGGAGGUGAUGAAGACUAGACUGACUCUGAGGAAAACUGGUCAGUACUCUGGCAUGUUUGACUGUGCCAAGAAGAUCCUGAGAAGAGAGGGGUUGAAGGCCUUUUAUAAAGGCUACAUUCCCAACAUCCUGGGCAUUAUUCCCUACGCCGGCAUUGACCUGGCGGUUUACGAGAGUCUGAAGAACGCCUGGCUGUCGCAGUAUGCAAAGGACACCGCCAACCCUGGGAUCUUGGUGCUCCUGGCGUGUGGGACCAUCUCCAGCACCUGCGGACAGCUAGCUAGCUACCCUCUCGCUCUAAUCCGGACCCGCAUGCAAGCACAAGCAUCUCUGGAAGGAUCAGAGCAGCUGUCCAUGAGCCGUUUAGCCAAGAACAUUCUGGAGAAAGAUGGAUUCUUCGGCUUGUACAGAGGCAUUCUCCCCAACUUCAUGAAAGUGAUUCCUGCCGUCAGCAUUAGCUAUGUGGUCUAUGAGUACAUGAAGACAGGCCUGGGAAUAUCCAAGUGAACUCCCCCCCCCCCCCAAGACGGGGUAUUUUCAAUAGUUUUCCGUUCAAGUUUAUUCAGAGAUGUGAAAAGCUCAGGACUGUUGUAUUAAAACUGUUUUUUCCAGAUUAUUCUGUGUUUCUGACAGAAUGGUUCUCACAUUAUAUUUUAUACUUUUUAGCUAUUCCAUUAAGCCUUAAUUGCAUUUUGAUGCAUGUUUUCUUUUAGCUCACUGACACUAUAAACCAAAUCACGCCCGUCUCUGAAUGCAGUCGAUGUGUGCAGGCUAUGAAAGAUGUGGCUGGUAUAUGAACGAAUGACAGAUUUGGCGGGUAGGUGAUGUCCAAAGACUUACUGCAUGGGCACUUUAUACUGUGUUCAGAAGCUGAGGCUGACAUUCUGUGCCUUAACAUUUGUUUGUUUUUCAUUUGCCCCCUUUUUCGUUUGCCCCUUCCCCAAAGUUUUGUUUUAUUGACACAACCCUGUUUACAGUCUUUUCAAUACAAUAUUCUUUUGAUA